AUGCAAGCUUCCAGAGUCCGCGUUCUCGGCCGAAGCCUCGUCGCGUCUCGGCCGUCCGUGGUCCCUCGCCUCGUUCUCCAGGCCAGCCGGUUCGCGUCCACGACCCCCGCCGCGGAGGGCGCAUCCGCGCCCCGUCCCCCGCCCAAGUCCUCCCUUUGGAAGCGUUUCCUCCAGCUCACCGGCGGCGUUACGCUCGUCACCCUCGCUGGCGGCGCGACGUUCUAUUACUUUGCCCAGAGGGACAAGGAACCCGGCACACAGCUCCCUCACGAUCCCUCCAAGAAGACCCUCGUUAUCUGCGGCAGCGGCUGGGGCGCCACCAGUCUCCUCAACUCCCUCGACACUGCCGACUACAACGUCAUCGUCGUGAGCCCAAAGAACUACUUCCUCUUCACCCCGCUCCUGCCCAGCGUCGCCGUGGGCACCCUCUCCCCCCGCUCGAUCCUGCAGCCCACCCGCUAUGUCACUCGCCACAAAAAGCGCCAGGUUACGGUGAUAGAGGCUUCGGCCACGGAUGUCGACCCCGCCAAGAAGACCAUCACAUUUGCUGAUACAUCCGAGAUUCAAGGCGAGGUCUCUACCACGACCAUUCCUUAUGAUUACCUCGUCUGGGCCGUCGGAGCUGAGGUCCAGACGUUCAACAUCCCCGGUGUCAGAGAACAUGCGUGUUUCAUGAAGGAGCUCGAGGAUGCAGAGAAGAUGCAGCGCCAAUUCUUGGACUGCAUGGAGUCCGCCGCUUUCCCUGGCCAGUCAUCUGAGGAGGUCAAGCGCCUACUUCACAUGGUGGUGGUCGGUGGUGGUCCCACUGGUAUCGAGCUGAGCGGUGAACUGCAUGAUUUCCUCGAGGAGGAUCUGCGUUCAUGGUAUCCUGAGCUCGCUGAGAGCGUGCGCAUCACCCUCGUUGAGGCGCUUCCCUCCGUCUUGCCCAUGUUCUCCAAGCAGCUGAUCGACUACACCGAGUCGACGUUCAAGGAAGCGAAGAUCGACAUCCUUACCAAGACGAUGGUCAAGGAGAUCAAGGAGAAGAGCGUCGUUCUCCAGAUGCCCGAUAAGUCGAUCGUCGAUGUUCCCUGUGGCCUCGUCGUCUGGGCUGCAGGCAAUACCCUUCGUAAGGUCACCCGUGACCUGAUGAGCAAGUUCCCCAGCCUGCAGGCCAACCGUCGUGGUAUCACUGUUGACGAGUGUAUGCGCAUGGCCGGCGCGAGCGACGGCAUCUUCGCGAUCGGCGACUGUACCGCGACGUCGUACGCACCGACCGCGCAAGUCGCCUCGCAGGAGGGCGCGUACCUCGCGCGCGUGUUCGCGCAGCUCGCGCGCCGCGAUGAGGCCGUUGCACGCAUCCAGGAACUUGAGGCUUCCGCAGAGCCCGAGGCUAAGGCGGAGCGGGACUCGCUCGCGAAGCGCCUGGCGAAGCUGGAGAAGAUCCGGCCGUUCAAGUACUCGCACCAGGGCUCGCUCGCGUACAUUGGCUCGGACAAGGCGAUCGCGGACCUGCCGUUCUUCAACGGAAACCUGGCCACGGGUGGUGUCGCGACGUUCCUCUUCUGGAGGAGUGCGUAUCUGAGCACGCUCUUCUCCCUCCGCAACCGGACGCUGGUUGCUACCGACUGGAUGAAGGUCAAGCUCUUCGGACGUGACGUGAGCCGCGAAUAG
Messenger RNA from Epithele typhae, 1653 nucleotides. Its product is annotated as NADH dehydrogenase. The transcript has 12 exons. The record is from RefSeq and is a predicted model, not a curated record. NCBI's taxonomy places the organism in Eukaryota, Fungi, Basidiomycota, Agaricomycetes, Polyporales, Epitheliaceae. Gene Ontology annotation, molecular function: NADH dehydrogenase activity. Bases 1 to 1653 code for a protein of 550 amino acids.